GGUUCCUUCCCUUGUUGGAAUUAAGUCGCCAUAUUGAUUCGUGGUUUCCUACGAUUUUAGUGUGUUGUGUUCGUUCGAGAGAGGAAGAAAACGUAACAGUUACGACGAAAAUAUUUGGAAAGCUUUGAGGCUUUCCUUAGAAGCCCGUAAUGGCGUCAAAUCAACGUUACGAACCGGUGGCCACAAGUGAACCACCCUCUCCUCCAGUUCCUGUUACCUUGACGAUUGUCCCACCCCCUGACGACGCUGUGCUGUAUUCUCCGCCUCCACCAUAUGAACCUACUGAUGAACAUGGUGGUGUUCCAGAUCCUGAUCUACCACCAUCUUAUGACAUUGCUGCCAAGUUGCCAACGUACGAGGAAGCUGAAAGGGUCAAAGAACUACAUGAUGAUUUGGUUGAAAGGAAUGCACUUCUGAUUGAGGGUGGAAUAGAAGUUGAUCUUGGGAAUGACUGGCUAUUUGUGAUCUGCUUUAUCAUGGCGUUUGUUUUCAACUGGCUGGGAUUCUUUGCUGCUUAUUGUAUGACCAAGACAGUUGCUGGGAGGUAUGGUGCAAUUUCUGGGUUUGGCCUCUCCGUUGUAAAGUGGGUUCUUAUCUUGAAGAAUACAACAUCCGAUGACAUGGUGGUUGUUCAGUCUUGGAUUUGGUGGCUCUUCCUUGCACUAGGAUGGUUAAUUUUUGUUCGAAGCAUCUUGGUUUACUUGCACAUCAAGUGGUGGGUGAAGAAAGGUUGUCGUUCUUUUCCGCGCUACUGGGGAAUUCCUGGCAGCAGUUAAUUCCUGGAGUUGAUGUUAUCAGCCACCUACCUCUAGUUAAUACACAACUAGUAAUUUUAGAUUUGGAUAGUGCCUGGUACUUGGGAGAAGAUAAACAAAGAUGGUUUAGAUCAUUCACCGUUGCUUGAAGUACUUAGGCUAGAUUAGAACAAGAUGUGUUAGGAGAAGUGAUUUUAGCCAUCAUAAAGAUUUGUAUUUUACUAGUUUUCCCCUUAUAUACGUAGAGCAGUAUAAGCUGAAUGUCUCUCUUCUAAAACAGCCUAUUAUUAAUAAGUAUUAAAUCAUUAUUAGUCUCGUUAGUUUGUUCAAACACUGAGGGAAGUUAAACCAUGUACGAUGAAUGUGUAGCUACGGUAGCUAUAGACUAAAUAUGAAAUGUGGGUAUUAGGCCAUCUGCUAGCAAUUCUAAUAAUUUGGUUGCGUAAUAUAACAAGGCAAGAGACCGUAUUUCUUCACAUUUGCAAACGGGGUGAAGGCAGCUGAAACUAUGGAGUAAUUUUGCUGUGAUAUUUUAAGUGAUGAGGCACUGUGUAGAGUAGAGUGUGUGAUGUAUCUUCCUGAUUGAAUCUGCUGUGGUUUCUGUGGCUGUAAACAGUCAAGAUUGUGUAACAAUAUAACAAAACAACAUAAUUUUAAACACCUCAUUAAACUACGUGUAACACGACUGAACUAACCUUUACGUAAUAAGCCCUCCCCCCAAACAAGAAGGGUGAAAGGGUUGAAAUUCGACUAGAAAUUACAUGAUCUGUAAGAAAUGUGGUGAAAGGAUGCUACACAGGGAGAUCGUAUUAAAUGUUUAAAGAAUCGUUGAUAAUAUACGUGAUAUUAAUGAUAUCUUGUGAACGGGAUCGGAGCAGAAUACUCAUUUAUGUUGUGUCGCUUUAUAGAAAACACUUGUAGCAAUAUAUAGUGGGCUUGUGUGACUUGUAUAUAAGUGAUUAAAUGUAUCAAAAGGUGGACACCCGA
Orbicella faveolata is the source of this 1742-nucleotide messenger RNA. Its product is annotated as NEDD4 family-interacting protein 1-like. Gene Ontology annotation, molecular function: WW domain binding. NCBI's taxonomy places the organism in Eukaryota, Metazoa, Cnidaria, Anthozoa, Scleractinia, Merulinidae. Gene Ontology annotation, cellular component: endoplasmic reticulum; perinuclear region of cytoplasm; Golgi apparatus. Gene Ontology annotation, biological process: ubiquitin-dependent protein catabolic process; metal ion transport; vacuolar transport. The record is from RefSeq and is a predicted model, not a curated record.